GGGGUGCUUGUUUUCCGGCAGCAGCCCGUGGAUAUUUGUGGGAUAAAGUUCUGUGAAGAGCAGAUAAAUAGAUGAUAUCAUCCUGCUGCCCGGCCUUCGUACUGCAGUGACCGCAAAAAUAAUGGCUGCGGACGUAAGCCAGUGGGAUGAAACUAUUUGUGACAAGGCCCUCUGCCAACAUCCACAGUGCUGGGACACGCUGAGGAGGGUCGAGGAGGGUCAUCCCCGCAUCCGCUUCACAAAUUCCCGUUCAAUUUCUAGGAUGCUUAUGGGAAGUGAAGAUGUGUUUCCAACAUUGAAAAUAGUGAACGUGCCUCCUGGCCAGUCUUUGAGAAGAUGCAUCAGGUGUUCCAGGUGUCACAGAACUUUCUCCAUCUCUGCUGCACCCUCUCCUCUGAAUUCUGUGCCCCAGGAUGGUCUGGGUGAAGACAGUGCUGUCAGUUCAGAAAGACCUGUUUUCCCGGGCUUGAACUCUACAGCAGGGUCAAAUGAGAUGAGCUUCGUGGUCUUGAGUAACAUAGGAAGGCUUCGAAUGUUUCCUUUUCCUGAGAUAGCCCCUCCUAAGCAGGGUUGCAGUUCAGAGAGUGGAAAUCUGAUCGUUAAGUGGGUCCCAAGUAAGCAUCGGCCGUGUCAGAAGGCGGGACAGCAGGCACUGCCGGAGUUAAAGCCUGUAAGGCAGAUAAGUGUUAAAGAUCUUGCCUCCGAAAGUCUUAUUGACCUUAAAGAAGUGCAGAGCCAAGGUGCUGACCUGAGAAGAACAAAAUCCAAGAAGACCCUUGCAGGAGGCCAGCGCAAUCUUUCGUAUCCUAAGAGAAGCCAGUUACUUAGCUACCCAUCCAAAACAACAAAAUCACUUGUAGACUGCAAAACUGAAGGUUUUGCAGAAGAAGAUGGGAUAUUAAGCCAGUCUUGCCCGGAACGGCUGCAGAUUGCAAACAUAGUGGAGCUGCAAGAUGAGGGUGCCCUGAAGCUGAUGAACAGGCAGCCAGGCUUUCCUCAUGCUAAAUCAAAGUCAUCCCGUCCCCUGCUAGUGCAAAAGGCUCCUGUAAUGGUGAAUUUGAAAGAAAAGAAUGCGCAGGGAAUCAAAACCAGUCAAUAUAUGAAGAAACCAAUAAAAAUUAAAACCAGACCAGGCAGGGUGCCCUUACGUCUCCUUUCGAAACUGGAGGAACAGCUCGACUGCUUGAGAAAGUCAGCGUUUCCUGCUGAGUUUCUACAGCGCUACACGGAUGGUGGCCACCAGCAGCCCUCUGGCCUGCUGGCAACGUCACCCAAAACAUUUGCAGAGCGCGUGCGUCGUGGAGAGGAGAAUCCUGUGGUGCAGCUGGUGGACGUCUGGAGGAGAAGGCCUCCUGGGAAGUCCGUGCUGGGCAAGAGCUGCCCAGCAAACCUGGUGCCGCUGGGUGUUGAAGAGCACGGGCAGCCGUUGACGAGCGCAGGGAGCUGGGACAACAUCUCCUGCCGGUGUGCUGUGAGCAGAGAGGACGAUGCAUGGGCACUGUGCUGCUGCCAGGGAGCCCAGUCUGCAGGCAGAGCAGUCCCGCUAUUCAAAGAGGAAUUUGAAGAUGACUCUUCCUACAAAACACCACCUCCACCUCCUCCUUCUCCUUGCCCACAGGAGGACUAUGACAAGGUUUUUUCAGAGAGAAAAUUCCUUCCCUUUGAAGGGCUUUCGAGCACUCAAGGCGGAUGUCUCUGUUAACCAAGGACAGGAACUUGUCCUGCUACUGGCGCGUUCCUGUCCCAGCUCCUGUCUCCCCUUGUGUUUGGGCCCCCUCACCUGCCCUGUGUUUUCCUCUGCAGACGCAGGGCAGGUGAAGGAAGCAGCUGGGCAGUUAUGCAGAGUGUAAAUGUUCAGGACAGGUAAAAAUCUGAGAGAUCUGAAAAUAAAAGAAGAGCUUCUUGCGCUCCCACCUAUUUCUGUGCUGUACUUUGGCUUCCAGAGAACAAGUCAACAACUCAAAUGCCC
Nothoprocta perdicaria is the source of this 1969-nucleotide messenger RNA. RefSeq names its product chromosome unknown C9orf43 homolog (gene CUNH9orf43). The record is from RefSeq and is a predicted model, not a curated record. The transcript is spliced from 12 exons. The coding region runs from base 122 to 1702 and encodes 526 amino acids. Lineage: Eukaryota; Metazoa; Chordata; Aves; Tinamiformes; Tinamidae.